CCCUGCGUGAAAAAUAGGAGCAGAAAACAGAUAGAAGUAAUCAUCCUUAAAACAGAAUUUAUAUUAACUUUAUAUUACCUAGCUAUGAGUUUUAUGAAUGUAAACACAUUAAAACACAAACAUACAGCAAUAUUGUUUUACUUUUGCUGCAACAUACUAAAUUUUGAUGCUUUAGUUUUCUCUCAGUGUAAAAACUUGAAGAUAAAAACCACAACAGACACAUAAUUAACUACCUGUAACUGAUAUUAACCUAAAAAUCCUUCAGUCAGGAGUUGAUUCUUUGGCACAUUUGAACAUGUAAAUGUGCAUAAAUAUGACUUUAACGAAAAGAUAAGACAAGAGAAAUCGAAGAGUCAAAAUUAAUUAAAAACAGGUUACAUCAGAAGCUUUUAUUUUGUUGACAUUCUGACCGGAUGUGGUGACUGCAGUUAUCUAACUUAAUGAGUUAUUUAUUGCAACAACAAAACACAAGACUUUGUGUUUAGUUCAUGGGAGUUAGACAAGAAAUGGCCUUUAAUUAAAUCCAGGGUUUACCCGAAGUUUAAUUUACGCCUUUAUUCUGUAAAAGCUCUUCCGGUUAGCCUAGCUGCUAGCUCCGCUCAGCCUCCCCGGAAAGAAUCAGCUGAUUCCAGGCUCCAACAUGGAGGACAUGUACGUGAAACCCGGUAACCAGGAGCGAGGCUGGAAUGACCCCCCUCAGUUUUCCUACGGGCUGCAGACGGCUCGCGGACCUCAGAGGAACCCCUUGAGCAAGAGAGCCGUUCCAGCAGCGAAUUCAGGUCCAGGAGCUCCACCCACAGCCCCUCUGUCCUCCAACCCCAUGGCCCCGCCCAUGUGUGGAGUAGCUCCGCCUCCUCUGCCAGCUGGACGUCCACCUGAGGCCACGCCCCCUGCCCAAACGGGACCAAUGAGAAGGCAGGGAGAGGCGGAUAGCAGCCAAUCAGAGCCCGACCUGGAGGCUGUGAUGUCAGUGCUGAACAGAGCGCUAGAGGCCUGCAGGAGCUCCGUGAGGGCUCAGGUGUGUAAUGAGGUCGCUAAGAGGCUCUGCCUCCUGGAGGACAGCUGGAGGUCAGGUAAACUCAGCCUACCUGUAACCAGACGCAUGGACGUCCUGUCCCAAGAGCUGCAGGCCGGUCACUGGGACUCUGCUGAUGAAGCUCAUCGCUCUCUGAUGGUCGACCAUGUGACCGAGGUCAGUCAAUGGAUGGUCGGCGUUAAGCGGCUCAUCGCUGAGACCCGCAACCUGAGUCCAGAACACCUGAAACUGCUCCAGAACCCAACGGUACCAGCCCAGGACCCAACAGAACCAGCCAAGGAUCCAAUAGAACCAACCCAGAACCCAGGAUGCCAGUCCUGAGUUUCCCAGAACCCUGGGCGAGAUUCUGUACUGUUCUUCACAUCUUCUGCGCCGGACCAGUUUCAGUUGUUUUGGUACUGGUACCAUCUGUUUCUGUUCACCUGUUUUGGACUCCUACAUCCUGGGACUCUGAUUCUGCUCAGACAGACCCAUCAUCAGAACCUCAGACGGUAAACUGAACCGGACCUACUGACAUCAGAACUCUGGACUCUUGGUUCUGGAACCAGAACCUCUGUAGGUCAUCAGGUGGACUCGUACCAGAAGAACCAGAACUUUAAGGCCCAGACUAUGAGGGUUCUGGACUUUAGGGAACCAGAACUUCUUCAUCAGAACCAGCUGUUUAGAACCAAACUGAACCAGAGCGGACCAUUCAGCUGAUUGGAUGGAAAGCUUCAGUCGUUUGUUGAUACCAUAGAACCUCAGCAUGGGUCCAGACCCGGUUCUGGAUCCUCAGCUGAAUGACUGGUAAACAUUGACGUUUCCCAGCCGAUCAGCUGUGUGCAUAGCUCCGCUCUGAUUGGUCAGUUUUCCUGUAGGGGCCACUCUGAUUGGUCUUCUGAAACGAUUACAGCUUUGACAAUUUCCUCUGUGUGUUCUGAUCCGAUUGUAACCCUGACUGGUUCUGUUGCGGCGCAGCAGCAGAAUAAACAUCUGAAAAGUG
Molecule: messenger RNA, 2018 nt
Organism: Xiphophorus maculatus (southern platyfish)
Lineage: Eukaryota; Metazoa; Chordata; Actinopteri; Cyprinodontiformes; Poeciliidae
Gene: sra1
Product: steroid receptor RNA activator 1
Exons: 6
Coding region: 641-1357 (238 amino acids)
Biological process (GO): regulation of transcription by RNA polymerase II
Cellular component (GO): nucleus
Source: RefSeq, a predicted model, not a curated record